GACCAAUCAAAACAAAAGGAGCAAAAAUUUCUUUGUCCUGAUUGGUCAAUCAAACGAUACUUUAUCAGCGGAUAGAAUUUUUGAACACAUAAAUUGAUUUGUUUUGGAGCAACGUCAGUCACAGUAUUUAAACACGGAGAUGGAUGCGAAUCGAGAGGAUAUUUUCGUCCGGAUAGAACGCGCGUUUCCAGUGCUUAAUGGAAAGCUGUUGCAUACUAAGGAAGAAUGCAUGGAGGAGGAGUUCGCGAAUCUUGCGGAAGAUGUGCGAGUUUUGAAGCUGUCACAAUUCGUUGAGGAUAUUGUUAUUCAUCAUAUAGAACAAUAUAUUCGUUGGUAUGUAGCACCAGCGUUCUGGGAAAAGUUUGAGAAUAUAGAGGACGGCCAACGAGGCUUCGAAUUGUUCAAGUCAGCCGUGGAUGGUCUGUACAUUAGUCUCACAGAGUUUCUACCUGUUCUAAGAAAGUUGGAAUAUUUAAGACAGAACAAGGAUAUGACGAUGAAUCCAUCAAGCGCCGAAAAUGAUAUAGAGGCACGAUUCAAACUCAUCGUGAGAGCGACGUUGUUGAGUCAAUUACCUCUGUGUCACGAAUGUAUUAUAGAACACUUCUAUAAAAUUGCUUUUAAUGUAUUCUGCAAUUCGGACAACUCAUCGCAAGCAGAUACAUCGAUUAAUGAGAUUCAAUGCAUUGGAUGUGCUCAGGAAAUCGAGAACUGUCAGUGCCAAAUAAUAGUUUACAUGUUUCACGAGACAAACAGAAAAUUAAUUGAACUGAAAUUAUUGGAGAGACUUGUAGGAAAUGUACUCACAUCAUUAAUACAUAUUCGUAUUGAGAAUCAUGUGAUUCAAACAUGCGACAAAACGUUUGACGUGUCACAAUUGAUUCCAUUAGAAGAGUGGCUCGAAACUGUCGUCAUGAGUUGGCUGAUAAGAAUUUAUUCCGGUGGCUCUUCGAAAACGGUAACACUUAGUGAUGAGAUUCGUAAUGCCAUAAAUAAAUUUAAACAGAAAUUAUCUCAUUUUUUAUAUGAAACAUACACCAGGAUAAGAAUCAAUCAUCUUUUUAAUAUAAUAAUAGAAUAUCCCGAGUCACAACCCGCGGUAGAUGAUCUUCGAAUUUGUCUUGAGAGGACCGAUCAACGGAAAGUCCUGGUUAAGAAUCUGCAGGAAGCGAUUAAAACGAGGCUUUUGCAUCCCGGCGUGAACACUCCGGAUAUAGUGACGGCUUAUAUCGCCGCGAUCAAAGCGCUCAAGCAUCUCGAUCCGACGGGAGUUCUUCUGGAAGCUGUUACGGAACCUAUCAAGAGUUAUUUGAGGAGCAGAGAGGAUACCGUACGUUCUGUCGUUAACAGUCUGCUCGAUGAUUCGCCGAGCGAGUUGGCCGACGAAUUGGUAAAAGGCGAGUGUCUGCAGCUAGACGAUGGUUCGGCGGACGACGAGACUGAAGACUGGGAAAAGUGGAUGCCGGAUCCAGUCGACGCUGAUCCUGCUAAAUCAACGCAGCGCAAAGUGUCUGACAUAAUCUCUACGUUGGUGAACGUUUAUGGCAGUCAGGAUUUAUUUGUCAACGAGUACCGGACAUUGCUGGCAGACAGAUUGUUGUCGCAACUCAACUACCAUACUGAACGCGAGAUACGUCACUUGGAAUUGUUGAAGAGACGAUUUGGAGAAAAUCAGUUGCAUUACUGCGAAGUCAUGCUGAAGGACGUUUACGAUUCGAAAAGGAUAGACGGUAACAUUCACUCCGACACUAGUUACAAUCUGCAAAGAGAACUCUUUCCCACUUCCGCGCUCAUAUUGUCGGCACAAUUCUGGCCGCCAUUCAAGGAAGACUGGAAAUUGAAACUACCAAAUAUCGUGCAGAAUCAAUUAAAUAAGUAUGUGAAGGCAUUUGAGGCCUUGAAGGGAAACAGAACACUCUGCUGGAAGCCUCAUUUAGGAAAUGUGAGUUUGGAAAUUGAAUUAAAAGACAGAAAGUUGGACAUAAACGUUACGCCAGUACACGCGACGAUUAUCUUGCACUUUCAAGAUAAAAGUGAAUGGGCUUUGCAAGAUUUGGCGGAGGUGAUGCACGCUCCAGCAACUGUUUUACGGCGCAAAAUGACAUUCUGGGUGUCACAAGGCCUUUUGAAGGAAACUGCCAACGAUGUGUAUGUCUUGCAAGAAGAGAGUACAUCCAAGAAUCGCUUAUCGACGGACAUCGUCGAGGAGGAAGAGACCGAAAGCAUCAUGGCCUCGGCCAGCGAUCAGAGAGAGGAAGAACUACAAGUGUUUUGGUCGUAUAUUGUAGGGAUGUUGACGAAUCUAGAUUCGAUGCCGAUAGAAAGAAUUCAUCAGAUGUUGAAAAUGUUUGCGUCUCAAGGGCCGGGCGCCGUGGAAUGCGGUUUACCGGAACUGAGGCAAUUUCUGGAUAGGAAAGUAAGGGAACAUCAACUAUUGCUCUCGGGUAGUUUUUAUCGAUUACCAAAGUCAUAAAUUUCUGUUGUCUCACUAUUUUAUUCUUGACGUUUCAAUACAUGAUUGAAACGGCGUUAGUAUAGUUUGUAACGAUAGAAAAAUAAUUUGUGAUAUUACAUUAAGAGCGAUAUCUGGUUUCUUAUCGUAUAAACGGAUACUUCUUUUGAUGAAUAAAACUUAUACAUAAAUAUUUCAAUAUAUUUCGCAUAAAAUGUAAAUAUUUCCCUUUCUAUUAGCUGAUUAGCAUACAUGUACAUGCUUUGAUGAGACAUUCAUUUUAUUUGUAUAUUCCUUUGAAAGUCAAAAGGAGGUUAUCGAGUAUUGAAAAAAUAUUUUUAUUGCCGUUCAUAAUAUUUAUACAUGUUUGCAUAUAAACUAUUUGCACUUUUAUUGCAAACCAUUUAAAUUUUCUUUCGUAAGUAGCAUACAGUAUAUUAUGAUUCACACAUAAUCAGAUCUUUCCGAGAUUUCAGAAAACAGAUUAGCUUCUCAUUGUCACUUACACAUUAAUAUUGCCACAUAUAUAUCCUGCACAUAUCUCAACAUUAAAAUAAAAUAUGAAACUAAAAAAUUAUCAUAUAAUAAAUUUCGGCAAAAAAAACUAUAUAUAACUAUAGAAUAAUAAAUGUAAAUUCGCAUGCCAUAUAAGAUCUAACAAGAUUGCUUGCACAUAUAUAUUUUCUUAUUUAACUUAUCUGUAUACAUAUUUAUAAAUAUGAUAACAGGGGAGUGUAAAUAAAUAAAUUACCCCGAGAUUUACUUUUGCGAUGAUAAUAGAAAUAAUGAAAGGAAAAAGUUUUUAAAUAAUAAAAGUAUAUAUAUA
Messenger RNA from Cataglyphis hispanica, 3278 nucleotides. RefSeq names its product anaphase-promoting complex subunit 2 (gene morula). Gene Ontology annotation, biological process: ubiquitin-dependent protein catabolic process. The record is from RefSeq and is a predicted model, not a curated record. Gene Ontology annotation, molecular function: ubiquitin protein ligase binding. The coding region runs from base 140 to 2473 and encodes 777 amino acids. The transcript is spliced from 8 exons. Gene Ontology annotation, cellular component: anaphase-promoting complex. Lineage: Eukaryota; Metazoa; Arthropoda; Insecta; Hymenoptera; Formicidae.